AUGAAUACCGGUAGAGAAAAGCGCAAAGCAGCCGUGGAGGCCGAGCGGAUCACCAAACGAAUCGCUUUGGAGCUCGCUGCUCAGACACCCCGUUCUCCACAUACCCUUCCAGCGACGGCGAGCAAUCCGAGAACCCCUUCGCCUACGCCUGAUGAGCAGCUUGCGAGAGAGUUGGAUGAGAGAACUGGUUAUGAUGGAGGAGGAGGAAUGGCCUCGGCGCCGAGGAGAAAUACUUCGGGUUCAGCUUCAGCUUCAGGAUCGGGCUCAUCUUCUCAUAUGUCGCUCAUCGAACAAGUCCAGCAACUCCAGAGACAACAACGUGAGGUAAAGGAAGCCAAGGCGAGCGUGCAAGGACAGGGCAAGCGGCCAACGCCUAGCAAGAUUGUGAAGCUGCACGUCUCUCCAGAAAGGCUGUUGGAAAUAUCUUUGAGUCCACCGCGACCUAGUGCCGACGUUAUGUUGCGUGGUACUCCUGCUCCGACCGCAUUACCUUAUCCUCGCGCCACGGGACGUCCAUCUGAACAACAAAUUACGCCAAGGGCUCAGAUGGGUUCAAGUCCUCCACAAGCUACUGGCUUUGAAGCUCCAACAGCAUUGCCUUGCUAUCGUGAGCCAGGACGGUUACAUAGCAGUCCACCUGAACAACAAGUUCGACCAAGAAGUCAGACGCAGACGGGUUCGAGUCCUCCACAAGCUGCCGGCUUUCAAUCACCUUCUCUCCCACAGAGCCACUCUGCCUCCGGUAGACGUCAAGGCCAGCAUUCGAGUCCACCAUCAGGAGGUAGCCGCCGCGAGCCUGGUCAAUUACAUAGCAGUCCUCCGGAGGUGAAAUUAUCCCGAGCUCGAGCUCAGAGCGUUUCGACCACUCCACAAACCAGCAGACACUCUCCACCAUUCAUUUUGAGAACGCCUCCAGGCUUCCCAGUAGGAUUCAACGACCCUCGAACCAACCCUACAGUUGCAGCAGCAAAUCGAUCCCCGUUCCCGCAACCUCCGCCUCCGCCUCCGACUUCAACUAAACUAGACCAAAGUCGUAUCACAACGGGAUUUCCACAAACGGAGAUUGAUAGAGUCCAUCCGGAUCCUCGCAAGAAGAAAGCCUCGUCUUCCAAACCGCAACAAGCCACUCGACAAUGGGCUGAACACCCGCAAGCUGCGAGCCAAGCCCAGCAGCGAGCACUGUCUGGAGUAAAUAGCUUUAUAGCCGAAGUCCAGAGCAGGAACUCGUCUUCCAAUCCGCAACAAGCUUCUCGACAAUGGGCUGAACACCCACAAACUGCGAGCCAAGCACAGCAGCGAGCACAGUUUCAAGCAAAUAGUUCGAUGGCCAAUUUCCAGAGCAGGAACUCGUCUUCCAAUCCACAACAAGGUAGUCGACAAUGGGCUCUCCACCAGCCAGCUAUGCCCCUAGCACAACAGCAAGUAAUGCUUGAUGUAGCAAAUAUGUCCACAGCCGAUUUGACGAGGAUCGCAGCCAACGCAGCUGCUACUGCUCGAGCUGAAGGAAGAGAGUUGGCGCCAAAUCCCACUAUGGACCAGUUGGUUGAAAUUGCGAAGAAUAGCAGAUUCUUAAUUCAAGGAAGAGUUCCAGCGGCACAAGCUUCAACCCGGACGACCAACCUGGCCCACAAUCCAACUGGAAGAGAAGUGUCCGAGAAGGGCAAGUUAGUAGCAGCCCAUCUGAAUGCUGUCGGUCAGAGUCCAGUUCGUGUACUGGCUAUGCCUGCAUACCCUCAAGAAUCUCAUGCAGAGAGAGCAAUUCGGACCUUCUUCGCAAAUGUGCAUGCUAUUCCGAACAAUGGACAGAACAUUGGUGUUCGUCUGAGCCACAUCCAAAAUGCCAAUGGACAAGGACCACUUCUUCGAAGACGAACAUUGACGAAUGAGCCAACGCAAAAGGUUCUAGACAGAACGGAUAGACUCAUUAACGUGUUGAAAAACCAAAAGCAGCAAGCUUCGCUCCAAGGUGCGGCUAUUGCUCCACAAGUACAACAAGUCGAGCAUGUACAAGAGAAGGACAACAAGCAAAACACCCCAAGUGCUAAUGACAAGGAAAGUUGGGAAGCUUUUAUGAACGAUGCUUGGGUCGAAGAAGACCCUGAUCAGCCGACGCUGGACGAGUUGAUGGAGUUGACCGGAUACCGACCUCUAACUCCAGGGCCGGGUUUUGGACCCCCUCCGCCAGAAGAACAAAUUGAUGCAGAUGACGAGAAACUGCGACGUUAUAUACUUCUCGCAGCCACUUGCAAAAACGUCCAUACCGCUGGCAAAGAAACCCGGGAGAGCGCAAAGAAGCCAAAACCAGCAGAACGACCACAGCUCGUGUUGGAAUUCUCAAAAUCCGCUCUAGCUAGGAUUCCCUGUGCGAAGACAUCUCCACGUUUUAUUAACGAAGUUCCCAUGUUUGCAAAUUGGAAUCAAAGCCAAUUGAUUGAGCAGAUGGACAACAACGGUUGCACAUUCUGUCUCUUUGACGGCGACUUUGGCGUCUAUGAUUCUCGAGUUUUGCUUCCUGCUGAGGCCUCGCGUGGCUAUUGCUAUGAAUGCCACAUAGAAACCGCACAUGCCACCAACAAGCAGUGCUUUGACGCCGAAGUCCCAAAGAAGUCAAAGGACCUCUUUGAUUUUUUGACCGAGGUAAUCCACGAUGAGGAUGAUGAGGUUUUUGGCUGGGUCAACCAACCCGAAUCACAGUCUGCUCUCAAUGAGCCGACGCGGAGAAGCCUACCUCCAUUGAAAGAGCUAUGCAUGGAAUUGGGAUACAGGGACCAGGCGAAUAGUUUCUCUAGCGAUCCAGGAAGACAGAAAGCCUUGAAUAUGCUACAUCCAAAGACCGCAUUCGAGAACGCUAUGAAGGCUGCAAAGCUCCGGAACAGUACCUCGCCGUCACUUGUCCAAGGCGGACCAGUGCAAGCUCCUAUUCAGUCUCAAGGAAGCAGUAUUGGUGAUAGGUCCAGCACUAUCUCCGUGGAUCCUAGAUAUAUUCAUAGACCAGGUCCAAUGUCACCGAAUGGUAGUGUCGGUCCCAGUCAAGGUUUCGCAAAUCCACUCGGGAUGGCAGGUGUCGUUGCAAUUAAGUCACCUCAAGCGAGCAAUGUUGGUGACAGGAUUGGCACCUCUCCUGUGGGAACUAGACCAAAUCCUAGACAAGGCCCAAUGACCCCAAAUGGUAGCGUCGGUCCUAGUCAAGGUUUCGGAGCAGUACCUCCAAUGACAAGUUCACCUAGACCACCUCAAGCAAGCAACAUUGGUGAUAGGGCUGGUACUCCUGCCGUGGGAACUGGAAGUAAUCCUGGACAAGAUCCAAUGCCUCGGAAUGGUAGCGUCAGUUCUGGUACAGGCUUCGCAAAUCCUCUCGGAAUGACAGGUAUACUCAAAACCAAACCACCUCGUCCGUCGCCUUUAUCGACUGUCACGGAGAUGUCCCCUAUGAAGAAUGCAGCCUCCGGUUUAGGUAUUCGAUCAUCAUCUACGAUUAAACAGGUUGCGGGCAUUCCUGGUCCAUCGAACAGUCAAUCUGCCAGUGGCUCGGGCUCGCAGAGUAAUAACUUCGUAGGAGGUACUAGCGGCGACGUUGAUACAGAAAUGGUACUUACACCACUCACCGGAGAGACAUUCAACUGCAUCUACAUCCCCGCAAGUCCAACCCCUUCUCAGCAGGACAGCUUUGGCGCACCAACUCCUCAACUUAAAAAUGGCCCAUUUCCAGAAGUGGCCCCUCAACCCAGGAGACGUCGUGCAACUCUCAGCGCGAUUGAUGGCAUGGAUAUCUCUGAACAUACGACCCCUGGAUUCUGUCGUGCAAAUCCGUAUCGACAAGUUGAUGUCUUGAAGGCCAAGAUCUGUGGCAAUUGCCGCUAUGAGAAGUUCAAGAUCUGCGAGCACCGACAUUUGAGCUGGAAGUUAAUGAUCGAAAAGAACCCGGCUAGAGACACUGGUGACAAAUAUAGACGUCAUCGAAGCUGCAUGGUUUGCCCUGGUCAGGCCAUGUACACUUGUGCCGGAUGCCCCCUGAGAUUGUGCCCUGACUGCCAAACACUCAUGGAGACCCAGUGCAAGGGAUGGCUGAACAACUUAUUCUACUUUUAUGGCAGAACACACCUUCGAAACGAUGCCUUCUUGCUCAGAUCGGAUGGCUUCGGUUACUGA
Mollisia scopiformis is the source of this 4149-nucleotide messenger RNA. RefSeq lists its product as uncharacterized. Lineage: Eukaryota; Fungi; Ascomycota; Leotiomycetes; Helotiales; Mollisiaceae. Bases 1 to 4149 code for a protein of 1382 amino acids. The record is from RefSeq and is a predicted model, not a curated record. The transcript is spliced from 3 exons.